AUGCACGAGCUACACCAUCCUUGCGUCCCCUUCGUGGAGCCCUUCUACGAGCAGGUGAUCCCGGGAGCUCGAAUUGAUCUGCAUGGUCAUCUCCACCAUGGACAUCACAAGUGCUUUGUCGUGGAAUUCUUGUCCGGCCCACACCACGUCUUCCACAUGUCCUUCCGAUUCCAGCACCACGAGCACAACCUGGUGAUGAACAGCAGUGUCAAUGGGGUCUGGCAGUACGAAGAACGCGUCCAUAAUCCGAUUGGGCACCACGACUCCAGUUUCAACAUGUCCAUCCAUGUGCACGCAACGCACUUUGAUGUCCACGUAAACAACCGUUGCGUGGCCACCUUCCGCCACCGCUUCCCUCUGGAGACGAUCCAGGCCCUGGGCGUCCACGGUGACGUGAAGAUCCACAAGGUCCACUACCACGGCUUCCACUUCAAGACUCGAUGGGGAGCUGGAGGUUAUGACUGGGGCCAUGGCGGUUACAUUGGAUAUGGUACGGCCGGCUACGUAGCCCCGCAAUUCCAGCCUCACCACCAUCAUCAUCAUCACUGGCGGCGGCAUCAUUGC
This is a messenger RNA of Mesorhabditis spiculigera, 564 nucleotides long. The record is from the annotation of a GenBank genome assembly. Lineage: Eukaryota; Metazoa; Nematoda; Chromadorea; Rhabditida; Rhabditidae.